UUUCCGUACUUGUCACUAGUGUAGUGAAGUCUGACUGUAUUCACGACUCUCAACAGCUUUCGUACUUAAACAUUUGUAGGGACUCGCAGUAAUAAUGUUUAAUUUAACUCGCUUAGUGUUACGUCGUAAUGAUUUAUUUUGAGCAGUAAUGGGAAAUACGCAGAGUUACGUUGGCGCGUCGCUCUCUGUCUGUUCUGUGUGUUUACUUUAUGUUUACUUUUACUCUUCUCAUCAGCUGUUGAAAACAAAUAGUCUCACCAGCGACAGACUUCCAAGUCUUGAUUAUCUUUUUAUCAAAUAUCUGACCAGAGCUCUGACUCGGAGAACAGGCCACUUGUACCCGGCAACUAAAAAGCAGUGUGAAGUUGUUUACACGAUCCUCAACUGUAGGCUGGAGACUCCCUUGCUGAGGAGGUUCUGCAGUGCUGCAGGGUAUGGUUGGGAUUAUCCAGACAGUGAGUACAGAGACAUCCCACUGUGCUUUCCAGAGUUUCUCUGCCGCAGACUGCUGCUUAUUCUCCUGACAGAUCAUAAGUUCAUGCUGAGCCCAGCAGGUCUGAUUCGUGUGCGCCAGAGUUUGAAAACCCAUCAGCCAGUCGAUGAGCUGAAGAAAGGUCCAUUCAUGCUGCAGGUUCGAGUCCUGGAGUACCGGCAGGUUGAUGCAGGGGUGGAGGUGGACAUCUGUCUGUCUGCCACUUCACGUUGUGGAAGUCCAGUGUGGGAAAGUGUCUUGACACUCCUGUCCAAAAACAAGCUCCACAAAGCCAGCAGAUGUUUAGCCAAGAAAGAAAAUAAGAGCCAGAUAGAUGAGCCUGUGCCAGAAAAUGUGAAGCAGGUUGAGAUCAGAGUUCCCAGGAGUACCUGCCUGCAGUGUGUCUGGUCCUUCUCUGACUAUCAGCUCUUCUAUCUGCCAGCCAGGCUGUUUGGAUACAGAUUGCAGACUGCACCAAGUGUCUGGAUGCUGUCUGUCUGCUUGGCUGAAAUAGAAAAGCACAAAGGGGUUGGAGUCAUCACAGCGCCAAUCAACAUCACCACCCAGUUUAAGGAGCCUCUGUUGGUACCAGGCAAAGUGACAAUCAAGUUUUGGGAGAUGAUCACAAAUGAGGAACAGUCGUCUGACCGAGGCCUCAACUUCCACAUGCAGCAACAUGGAAACAGCUCAUCUCACAUGGUGGGAGUGAUUACGAAGUCCUGAUCAACAUCGAAGGAGGUUAUUUGUAGUUCUGUCAAAACGCAAUUAAAUGCUGAUAUUGUA
This is a messenger RNA of Thunnus maccoyii (southern bluefin tuna), 1255 nucleotides long. RefSeq lists its product as uncharacterized. The record is from RefSeq and is a predicted model, not a curated record. The coding region runs from base 149 to 1195 and encodes 348 amino acids. The transcript is spliced from 5 exons. Lineage: Eukaryota; Metazoa; Chordata; Actinopteri; Scombriformes; Scombridae.